AACGCAGUACCCCUGCGGCCUGUAUUAGUUGAAGGCCCUUGUUGCAGUAAUAACGAAGAUUAUAAUAACCUGCCCUAAUGAGAUUGUCUGGGCGGGUCGGCUCCCUGAGCAGCACCUCUUAUUUUCACCUCAAGAUUAUCAGGAAACCGGCUAGCCUUUUGUCGAAAUGCGAUUCUCAACAGCUGGUCUCGUUGCUCUCGUGGCCGCCGCCAUGGGCACACCAUUGCCAUACAAGCCAAAUACAGUUGACAGCGCCAACACUCGCAGCCUCUGGGUUACUAGCUACUCAAACAAGGCUGACGACUAUGUUACGGUCGACGCCUCCAACACUUACCCCGAAAAGGCUGGCAGCGGUUCUGGCCCCCCAAAGAAGGGCGGCAAGCAUGUUCUGGAGCGUCGGAACCCACAUGGACCAGAUUACUUGAAGCUUGAUUAUUCACCCAUCUACCAUGAACAUCUCAUUACCUUGACUUCUGGGAAAGUCAUGUAUCGAGACAGUCUAGGCGGUGUUCUGGGAGCCGUGACUCGCCUUCUCAAUAUCUAGGAUGAAGCAUAAGCAAUGCCGCUACGGAAGGAUCAUGUAUCUGAAAGGGGAGGGAAGCUUCAGGCCU
This is a messenger RNA of Durotheca rogersii, 611 nucleotides long. RefSeq lists its product as uncharacterized. The transcript has 2 exons. The record is from RefSeq and is a predicted model, not a curated record. NCBI's taxonomy places the organism in Eukaryota, Fungi, Ascomycota, Sordariomycetes, Xylariales, Xylariaceae. Bases 167 to 544 code for a protein of 125 amino acids.